UUUGAGUAGAUCUGAACGAGCGUGUAGGGCCAGAGUGGAUUUAAAUUGUUUACAGGCACUCAAGUUUCUGCGUGUGUAAUUGUGGCAUUAGAAUGAAUCGAACAAAAGUCGAGGAAAAAAAAUGUGAAUUAGGAAAAAUCGACGUUACUUCUCCAACAGAAGUUGUUGAUUAUGCAGCUGGUCUGCAUCGUGAAAUUACUGAGGAAACCAAUAAGAUAGCGUUUUUAUGUAAAACUGUGGAACAGAAGGAUGACCUAAUUAAACUUUUACUGAAGGAAAAAAGCAUCCUGGAAGGUGAAAAAAGUUUGCUCCAAAAGGAACAACAGUCAGCUAUUAAGGAUAAGGAAAGUAUCGUAAUGAGAUUUGCGAUAGUGGAGAAAAAUUUACUUGAUGUGAAAACUCAACUAGAACAGGCGGAUAAACGGGAGAAAAGGAUUCAGAAAGAAUUGGAUACGCUAAACGAAAAAAUAAAAAUAGCCAAAGAUGAGAAAGGCCGAAUUGCCUCUGCCCUUGAUAGUAAGUCUCAAGAACAUAGAAACUGCUUAAAAGAUAUUGAAAAAUUAAGAACCGAGAUUUCUUCGUUGGAAACUAGAUGUAAAUGGAGCACGGUCAAGCUAAGGCAAGAAAUAGAAGCCAAACACGUUCUUGAAAAGGAGUUACACGACUUAAAGAACACUGAAAUCUGUACAAAAUCAGAUAAUGGUGAAAGUACUUUGGAAAAAAUAUCUGAACUGAAGGCCAACCAAAUAACGUUGAAGCAUGUGAAUGUAGAACAAGCAGAUAAAAUAUCUGCUCUUGAACAACAGUUAGAAAACACAUUUAAGGAACGUACUACUCUUCAGUCAUUAUUGGAAAUUACCAACGACAAGAGGACUAAAUUGAGUGUGGAUUUUGAAAAACUUCAACAAGAAAAUUUGGACCUACAACAUCAACUUGAUACUAAUGUCCUCAAGAUAGCUGAGCUUCAAGCAAAGCUCAAUGAUCUAGGAACUGUUCGAGCCCAAUUGUCAAUAGUCAACGAGAUUAACAAUAACCUUACGGAACACAUGAAGAAUAUUGAAAGACAAUUAGCCGACCAAACAGCUGACGUUAGCAAAUUCAACCAAAGAGAAUCUGAAUUACUGGCAUUGAAUGAGGAGUUAAGCUCGCUGAAUGCUACUCUUCAAAAUGAGAUUUCUUUGCAAAAGUCAAAAAGUAUAGCCAUGUCCAUAGAAAACAACUCUUCUAAGGAAAACCAAUCCCACUAUGAGGUAAAUAUAGUCAAACUGCAAGAGCAGCUUGAGUAUGAAAAAAAAUGCCGUUAUGAGGAACGUUUGGUGAUGGCUAAGCAUUUGGCCGAAAAAACGAAAGAUUGUGAAGUUCUUCAACAAAAACUGGAUCAGAUUUCAGGAGAUUUAGAUGCAGUGAAAAAGAAAAAUUUAUUUAUUGUGAAGGAUUUACAACGAGAAAUUGCUACGUUACAAAAAUCAUCUUCAAAGCCAGUUGAUGCACUAAGUAUUGGUAACAGCGUUGCAGAUGAUCAAUUCAAACCUAACUCCAGUGGCUCCAUUAAAAGCGUUGAUGAAUUUGAGGAAAAGGAACCAUCCAAAACAAAACUAAUCGAACGGAUAAUUCGUUUACAACAUGCAAGCAACCGACAAGCAGAGAAGAUUGAUUUUUUGGAAAACCAUUCAUCGACCCUUGUAGCAGAAUUACAGAAAAAGACAAAAAUUGUCCAACAUUAUAUGAUGAAAGAACAAGCUACCUCUACGUCUUCAGGAGAUAAAAAUAAGAUGUACAAUGGAAUAAUGCACGCAAUUUAUGGCAAUGCUAAACCUUCGGAUAUGAGCCUAGAACUAGUUCUUGAGGUCAACAAAAAACUCCAGUCUGUGUUGGAGGACACGCUGCUGAAAAAUAUUACUCUGAAGGAUAACCUUGAUACGCUAGGAUUAGAAGUGGACCGACUCACGCGCCAAGUUGCAAAUUACAAAAGCUAUAAACGAUGAUAUCAAAUCAAAUAUAAUACAUGAAUAUUCCUUGCCGUGUAAUAGAA
Messenger RNA from Aedes aegypti (yellow fever mosquito), 2032 nucleotides. RefSeq names its product coiled-coil domain-containing protein 186 (gene Golgin104). The record is from RefSeq and is a predicted model, not a curated record. Gene Ontology annotation, molecular function: small GTPase binding. The coding region runs from base 93 to 1985 and encodes 630 amino acids. Gene Ontology annotation, cellular component: trans-Golgi network. Gene Ontology annotation, biological process: vesicle cytoskeletal trafficking. The transcript is spliced from 12 exons. Lineage: Eukaryota; Metazoa; Arthropoda; Insecta; Diptera; Culicidae.